Messenger RNA from Periophthalmus magnuspinnatus, 2984 nucleotides. RefSeq names its product HECT domain and ankyrin repeat containing E3 ubiquitin protein ligase 1 (gene hace1). Gene Ontology annotation, biological process: protein polyubiquitination; positive regulation of protein catabolic process; proteasome-mediated ubiquitin-dependent protein catabolic process. The transcript has 24 exons. Bases 261 to 2984 code for a protein of 907 amino acids. The record is from RefSeq and is a predicted model, not a curated record. Lineage: Eukaryota; Metazoa; Chordata; Actinopteri; Gobiiformes; Gobiidae. Gene Ontology annotation, cellular component: nucleus. Gene Ontology annotation, molecular function: protein binding; ubiquitin-protein transferase activity.
GCGGGUGGUGGCGAUCAGAGCCGCGUUAGAGAGUGGACAGAGGGAAAUACACGUUAUAAUUCAAAAUCUAUUUCCCCUUUGAAUCGGAGACAAUGAGCCCGUCCCAGAUUCGACCUGUCGCUCUUUAAACCGCUGUUAAAAACAACUAGAACGCGCCUGAAAGCUCCAAACACGCGCACCUCCACUCCCGCCGUGCAGCCCAGCCCUGAAACCCGGGGGAAGCUCACCUCCUCGACCUGGAUUAUGCGCAUGCUUCGCCUAUGAUGGAGCGGGCCAUGGAGCAGCUCAACGUACAGCUGAAUCGCCUGACACGCUCCCUGCGCCGGGCGAGGACCGUGGAGCUCCCGGAGGACAAUGAGACGGCCGUGUACACUCUUAUGCCGAUGGUUAUGGCUGACCAGCACCGGUCAGUGUCGGAGCUGUUGGUCAACUCCAAGUUUGAUGUGAACUAUGCUUUCGGACGCGUCAAAAGAAGUCUGCUGCACAUCGCUGCCAACUGUGGGUCGGUGGAGUGCCUCGUCCUCCUGUUGAAAAGAGGAGCAAACCCAAACUACCAGGACAUCUCUGGCUGCACCCCUCUGCACCUUGCGGCCAGGAAUGGGCAGAAGAAGUGCAUGGGCAAACUGCUGGAAUACAGCGCAGACGUGAACAUCUGCAACAACGAGGGGCUCACUGCUAUUCACUGGUUGGCGGUGAACGGGCGCACGGAGCUCCUCCAUGACCUCGUGCAGCAUGUUUCUAAUGUGGACGUGGAGGAUGCCAUGGGGCAGACGGCUCUGCACGUGGCCUGCCAGAAUGGCCACAAAACGACGGUGCUGUGUCUUCUGGACAGUGGAGCAGACAUCAAUCGCCCAAAUGUCUCUGGAGCCACACCCCUUUACUUCGCCUGCAGUCAUGGCCAAAGGGACACAGCUCAGAUUCUUCUCUCUCGCGGUGCUAAAUAUCUCGCUGAUAAGAACGGAGUCACGCCCCUGGAUCUCUGUGUUCAGGGUGGAUACGGCGAGACGUGUGAGAUCCUGAUCCAGCAUCACAGCCGCUUGUUCCUGACGCUCGUUCAGAUGACACAAAAUGACGAUAUCAAAGAAAACAUGCUACGGCAGGUCCUGGAGCACCUGUCCCAGCAGAGCGACUCUCACUAUCAGAGGAUCCUCAUCAGUUUAGCUGAAGUGGCCACCACCAACGGACACAAACUGCUCAGUUUGUCCAGCAGCUACGAGGCUCAGAUGAAGAGUUUGCUCAGAAUUGUUCGUAUUUUCUGUCAUGUAUUUCGCCUCGGACCCUCAUCUCCGAACAACGGCAAUGACAUGGGCUACAACGGCAACAAGACGCCGAGGAGUCAGGUCUUUAAGAUGCGAGCAAAAGCCCUGGAGAGAGAGGAGAGUGUGUCCACAGGCUCUGCAGCUUUAGAUCCUCUCGAGCUGCUGUGGCACUCUCUGGACGAGUGGUUGGUUCUAAUCUCCACUGAACUAGACCGAACCAGGUCCGACCCGCCCGGCUCCUCCCCCAGCAGCGAGAUCGCCUCCCUGCUACUCAAACAGAGAGACGCCUCCCUCGACCAAUCAGCCGCACCCGCCGCCUCCUGUGACUCCGCCCCCUCCUCCACAGACACCGCCCCCAAACUGCCUCCCGCCCUGGACCCGCAGCUGGUGGUCAUGGAAGCGGAGGCGUGUGUGGACGGCGAAGACGUGAUUUCGAUGACGGCGAACAGGCUCAGCGCGGUCAUACAGGCCUUUUACAUGUGCUGCUCCUGCCAGAUGCCACAGGGAAUGACGUCUCCUCGCUUCAUAGAGUUUGUGUGUAAACAUGACGAGGUUCUGAAGUGCUUCGUGACCAGGAAUCCAAAGAUUAUUUUUAACCAUUUCCACUUCCUGCUGGAGUGUCCUGAGCUCAUGUCCCGCUUCAUGCACAUCAUUAAAGGACAGCCUUUCAAAGAUCGCUGUGAGUGGUUUUAUGAGCAUCUUUUGGCCGGACAGCCCGACUCAGACAUGGUUCACCGCCCGGUCAACGAGAACGACAUCCUGCUCAUACACAGAGACUCCAUCUUCAGGAGCAGUUGUGAGAUGGUUUCCAAAUCGACCAAUGAGAAGCUGAAGCAGGGCAUCGCGGUGCGUUUCCAUGGCGAGGAGGGCAUGGGUCAGGGCGUGGUGAGGGAGUGGUUCGACAUUUUGUCCAGUGAAAUCGUCAACCCCGACUAUGCUCUGUUCACUCAGUCUGCAGAUGGCACCACGUUUCAGCCGAACAGUAACUCCUCGGUGAACCCGGAUCAUCUGAACUAUUUCCGAUUCGCGGGUCAGGUCCUGGGUCUGGCUCUGUACCAUCGGCAGCUCGUCAACAUCUACUUCACCCGCUCCUUCUACAAACACAUACUCGGGAUCCCCGUGAACUACCAGGACGUGUCCUCCAUCGACCCCGAGUAUGCCAAGAACCUGCAGUGGAUCCUGGACAAUGACAUCAGCGACCUGGGCCUGGAGCUCAGCUUCUCUGUAGAGACAGACGUGUUCGGAGCCAUGGAGGAAGUGCCUCUCAAACCCGGGGGCACCGCCAUCUUGGUCACACAGGACAACAAGGCGGAGUACGUGCAGUUGGUGACGGAGCUGAGGAUGACCAGAGCCAUUCAGCCCCAGAUCAACGCUUUCCUUCAGGGCUUCCACACCUUCAUCCCCCCAUCCCUCAUCCAGCUCUUCGACGAGUACGAACUGGAGUUGCUGUUGUCGGGGAUGCCAGAGAUCGAUGUGCAGGACUGGUACAAGAACACAGAGUACACCAGUGGGUACGACCAGCACGAGCCUGUCAUCCAGAUGGAUGGAGUGGUGAAUGGUUGGUGGACGGCCACCCUGACCACUAUAGAGAACUUUUGGCUCAUCCUCAAGCCAAAGAUCUAUGAGGGCGAGAGGCAGUUCACAUCCAAACAGCAGCUCUGGGAGGUUAUUCUGACAUCCAGCAAAGAAACUCAAGCAGAAACUCUCCACAAACUCACAAGCUAA